This is a messenger RNA of Vollenhovia emeryi, 2143 nucleotides long. RefSeq names its product fructose-bisphosphate aldolase-like. Gene Ontology annotation, cellular component: cytosol. The transcript is spliced from 5 exons. Gene Ontology annotation, biological process: glycolytic process; fructose 1,6-bisphosphate metabolic process. The record is from RefSeq and is a predicted model, not a curated record. Gene Ontology annotation, molecular function: fructose-bisphosphate aldolase activity. NCBI's taxonomy places the organism in Eukaryota, Metazoa, Arthropoda, Insecta, Hymenoptera, Formicidae. The coding region runs from base 449 to 1507 and encodes 352 amino acids.
UUGCUCGUAAUAAUUAAGGUUAUAUAGUGUCACACAUGCAUAAUAUAAAAUUGAAACAAAGUUUAAUAAAUGCAAACGAAAUUGUGCUUGUGAUUUAAUUUGGUUUUGCAAACCAAGUUUACAGUCGGCAUAUUAAGGAAUAGUAUUUUACUCUAUUUUAAUCGAUGCUACCGAAUCAUCAAUAAAUUACGUAACUGUAAUCAUUUAAAUCUAAUACAUUCCUCGAUGCAUCUAAAUUUUAAGAUAUUGCAACUAACGAUAAGAAAAAUAGAGAGCGAUAGAGAAGGGCAAAAGACAAGAUUUAUAAUUAUAAUGGUUAAUGUGGUUUAUGCUCUCACUAUGUGUGUCACACAAAUAUACAUAUUUUAUCUCUAAGUGGUGAGCUUGUGCAAAGAUUUAUAUUAGUAACGAUUUUUGGAACACGUCAGAUAUCAUCAUACGUCACUAAAUGUGUACCAAACUCGAUCCUGCUCUAUCCCUGGAACUAGAAAAAAUUAUUGAGGCGAUCAGUGCACCUAGAAAAGGACUGUUGGCCUGUGACGAGUCACCUGUGAGUCUAGAGGAGAGAUUUCAGGAAAUCGGUGUAGAUAAUACCGAAUCUACGAGACGUGUCUAUCGAGAAAUGCUCUUCUCCGCUGAUAAGUCUCAAUUGUCACAAUACAUAAGCGGAGUGAUUCUGCAUCCCGAAACGGUUUAUCAGAGAACGUCGGAAGAUGUAGAAUUUAUCGAGUUUUUGCGGCGAAGAAACAUCAUACCCGGCGUGAAAGUCGAUCGAGGUUUGGUGCAUCUCUUCGAUACCGAGGACGAAAAGAUUACGCAAGGUUUGGACAACUUACAAGAGAAUUGUAUUUGGUACAAAAAGAAAGGCUGCCACCUCGCCAAGUGGAGAUGUGUUUUUACAAUUUCGGAACAAUGUCCCAGUCAGCUGGCGAUGAUUACCAAUGCAAAUGCUCUUGCGAGGUUUGCUAGCAUCUGUCAAAGCGCGCGGAUGGUCCCCAUAGUAGAACCGGAAAUAUUGAGCAACGGCGAAUACGGUAUAGAUAGGGCUUUACAAGUUCACGAGGAGAUGCUGUCCAUCCUGUUUCGUGCUCUGAACGAGUAUCACGUGUACCUUGAGGGAAUGGUUUUGAAGCCAGCGAUGGUAUUAUCGGGUAUAAAAAGUCCAAUGAAGUGCAAGCCGCAGGUUGUCGCUGAGUAUACGCUUAGAGCAUUACGAAGAACAGUACCCACAUCUGUUCCGGCAAUUUUUUUUCUAAGCGGCGAUCAAACCGACCAAGAAGCUGUGUUAAAUCUAAAUGCCAUUAACGCAUGUGACAAUAAAAAGCCAUGGAGACUCAGUUUCUGCUAUGGACGUGCUCUGCAGAAUACGGCGAUGAAAAUUUGGAAAAACAAUCCGGAAAAUGUAGCCAAGGCCCAAGCAAUAUUUCUUGAAAGAGCUCAAUUAUGCUCUAAAGCAUCCGUGGGAGAAUUACAAGUUCAAGAGAACAACGCGUGUAUUCGUUCGUGAAUUAAACAAAUAUGUAGUUAUCUCUUUUCACAGGCUAAUUAUAUGUACACACAUUCAUAAAAUUUUACAAUUUCCAGAAAACAAAAUUAACAAAUAUUUAGAAUUAAUACAAUUAUUUCAAAUACAUGCAUAUGUGUAUUGCUAAAUUAUUAAGAUUAUUUUUUAAUAAAUAAGAAAAUAAUUAUUUCAACAAAAUACAUAUAUACGAUUGAAAUGAGAACUCUUCACUUUCAAACUUUCCAAAAGUCAUAGAUAUGUAUAUGAAGCUUGGCUAUAAAUAAGGAUUUCUUGAUAGUGUCUAGUGAUAAAAUAUAAUCUCUGUCAAAUCCAACGAAACGAAUAAACUAUAAAUAUAUCUGUCACUGUAUUCACUAUCAGUACAUUUUCACAUAUGUAAUUUUCAUAUUUUUAACAAAGUGUUGAAUUUGAAAAAUUCUAUAAAUAGAUGUAUAAUAUAAAAAAUCAGUAAGACGUUGACCUAACGAAAAAACCUGAAGCAAUCACUAAGUAGAUAAAAACAGAGGCGAAUGGGUCGAGCCCACUUUUUAACUAUCACACACGCGAUAAGACAAUCCGGUGAUUAAAAGACAGGAGGCGCGUCUGAUGAUACUUGUGCGUCCAAAUGUUUCCAUCUUU